AUGGGCUCCUCGCAGUCAACGCCGGCGGCGUCCAAUAUGUAUACGGCGUCAGCCGCAUCAGAUGUCGCUGCCGCCGCAGCAACCGCCCUCACGUUACAUCCCACAAGCGACGUCAAAGGCCGUUCUUUUGACCGCUUUGUGCAGAUCUUCUUCGAGAAUCAAGACUUCACUAUUGCCGAAGGUGACCCAAAUUUCGCCUAUCUUGCCACCUUAGGCAUCAAGCUUGACAACUACUGGAGCAUAACGCACCCAUCCCAGCCAAACUAUGUCGCGGCUCUGGGUGCCGAUAGGAACGGCGUUUUGCUCGACACCUUUGUGCAAAUUGACGACAGCGUUGAGACCGUCAUCGAUCUUUUAGAGGCCCGCGGCGUCAGCUGGAGUAUCUACGGUGAGGGCCAGCCAUACUCUGGGUUCGAGGGGGACUGGGUCAAUCAAGAGACAGGUGCCAACAACUACGUGAGAAAACACAACCCCAUGAUGAGCUACAACUCGGCCACGGGAGAUAUCAACCGGCUAGCCAAGUCAAAGAACUUGACUAUCUUCUACGAGGACCUUGCUAAUGACAGCCUACCACAAUGGAUCUGGAUUACACCGAACAUGACCUCGGAUGGCCACGAUAGUUCCAUCACGGUUGCGGGAGCAUGGGCGAAAAACUUUAUCGAGCCGCUCCUAUCAAAUAAAAAUUUCAAUAUCGAUAAGACACUAAUCAUACUCACUUUCGACGAGUGCGAGAACUACUUGAUAGAAAAUCGAGUACUCGCUGUGUUGCUCGGAAGUGCAGUCUCGGAUGACCUGGUCGGGACAACCGUCUCAACCCGUUUCGACCAUUACAGCCUCUCCAAGACGGCUGAAGAUAAUUGGGACCUGGGCGAUCUGGGAAAGAACGAUGUCAGCGCAGUAUCGCUUUCAGAGGCUCUGGGAUAG
Diaporthe amygdali is the source of this 924-nucleotide messenger RNA. RefSeq names its product phosphate-repressible acid phosphatase precursor. Gene Ontology annotation, biological process: phospholipid catabolic process. Gene Ontology annotation, molecular function: hydrolase activity, acting on ester bonds. The transcript is spliced from 3 exons. The coding region runs from base 1 to 924 and encodes 307 amino acids. The record is from RefSeq and is a predicted model, not a curated record. Lineage: Eukaryota; Fungi; Ascomycota; Sordariomycetes; Diaporthales; Diaporthaceae.